CGACACUAUGGGCUUUUCUUCAUAUAAAUAAUCGGAGCCGCGACGGCGGCGGGCGGCGCUUUGGGGGUGGAAAGCGGCGGAGGAGGAGGCGGUGCGGGGACAGCUUGCGGCCCGAGAUUGCGCGGUGGCGGCAGUGCUUGUGGUGCGGCUCCUGUCAUGAGUCCGGCCGGGUGCUCCCAUGUGAACAGUUUUAAGGCGGACAAUUGGAAGCAGAGCCUGCGAGUAAUUUACCAGUGCUUUGUGUGGAGUGGGACUGCAGAGAGCAGGAAAAGGAAGGCAAAAUCCUGCAUUUGCCACAUGUGUGGUGCUCACCUCAAUCGACUUCAUUCCUGCCUUUAUUGUGUCUUUUUUGGUUGUUUCACCAAGAAACACAUUCACGAGCACGCAAAGUCCAAGCGCCACAACUUAGCCAUAGACCUCUUGUAUGGAGGUAUAUAUUGUUUUAUGUGUCAAGAUUAUAUAUAUGAUAAAGACAUGGAACAAAUUGCCAAAGAAGAACAAAGAAAAGCAUGGAAGUUGCAAGGAGUUGGUGAAAAGUAUUCAACAUGGGAACCAACAAAAAGAGAAUUGGAGUUACUACGGCAUAAUCCCAAACGCAGGAAGAUAACUACAAAUUGUACCAUCGGUCUCAGAGGCCUAAUAAAUCUAGGGAACACCUGCUUCAUGAACUGCAUUGUCCAGGCACUUACUCACACUCCACUACUCCGGGAUUUUUUCCUUUCUGACCGACACAAAUGUGAAAUGCAAAGUCCCAAUUGCUGUCUGGUUUGUGAAAUGUCUAGGCUAUUUCAGGAGUUUUACUCUGGUUACCGCUCACCACAUAUUCCAUAUAGGUUAUUGCAUCUGGUUUGGACACAUGCACGGCAUUUAGCAGGGUACGAGCAGCAGGAUGCACAUGAGUUUCUGAUUGCUGCACUAGAUGUUCUACAUAGGCACUGCAAAGGUGAUGAUAAUGGGAAGAAAGCCAGUAAUCCAAACCACUGUAACUGCAUUAUUGACCAAAUCUUCACUGGAGGACUGCAGUCUGACGUCACUUGCCAAGUCUGCCACGGUGUCUCCACUACAAUAGAUCCUUUCUGGGACAUCAGCCUGGACUUACCUGGGUCUUCUACGCCAUUCUGGCCCUUAAGUCCAGGCUCUGAUGGGAAUGUUGUGAAUGGAGAAAGCCAUAUGUCCUCUGGAACUACCACACUUACAGACUGUCUACGAAGGUUUACAAGACCUGAGCAUCUUGGAAGCAGUGCCAAAAUAAAAUGUAGUGGUUGCCAUAGUUAUCAAGAGUCAACAAAACAGCUUACAAUGAAGAAACUUCCCAUAGUGGCUUGUUUUCAUCUCAAACGUUUUGAACACUCGGCUAAGUUACGGCGAAAGAUCACUACAUACGUCUCUUUUCCACUGGAGCUGGACAUGACACCAUUUAUGGCUUCCAGUAAAGAGAGCAGGAUGAACGGACAGUACCAACAGCCUGUGGAUAGUCUAAACAAUGACAAUAAAGUCCUAUGUGAACACAGGCUGAGAGAGAUGCAUCUUGUGUGUAUGUGUGGGCAUGACAUCAUAACUGGCAAGCAACCCAAUCACAAGUAUUCGCUGUUUGCAGUAGUCAAUCAUCAGGGAACACUGGAGAGUGGGCACUAUACCAGCUUCAUUCGACAACACAAGGACCAGUGGUUUAAGUGUGAUGAUGCAAUUAUCACCAAGGCUAGCAUAAAAGAUGUGCUAGACAGUGAAGGGUAUCUCUUGUUUUAUCACAAACAGUUCCUUGAAUACGAAUAGCCUUAUCAGACUGGGGGAAGCCUUCAGAACGAUACACAACCUACCUGAAACUCUAAGUACUGUCAGCACUGAGUGAACCUACUUGACACUGAUUUUGGUCUGAAGCAGUGAGACUGAACACCUGAUGGAAUGAGAUGGGAGGAGGCAUGGGUCAUCCUCGCAGCUGCA
Hemiscyllium ocellatum (epaulette shark) is the source of this 1941-nucleotide messenger RNA. RefSeq names its product ubiquitin specific peptidase 22 (gene usp22). Gene Ontology annotation, molecular function: zinc ion binding; cysteine-type deubiquitinase activity. Gene Ontology annotation, biological process: protein deubiquitination. NCBI's taxonomy places the organism in Eukaryota, Metazoa, Chordata, Chondrichthyes, Orectolobiformes, Hemiscylliidae. The transcript is spliced from 14 exons. The record is from RefSeq and is a predicted model, not a curated record. The coding region runs from base 157 to 1773 and encodes 538 amino acids.